AUGGUCAAAGGCAACAAAGCCAGUGGAGGCCAAACUCGCAAGGCCAAGGCAACCAACAAUGGAGAAAUGAUCAAGGUAACUCGCAUCAAGGAAAUUGGAACAACAACAACAACUUUGCAAACCGGAGCUCCAACCCAGUGGUGGAAGUGGCUCAACUUCUCACGUCAUGGAAAUAACUACAAGAAGUGGGAAGGUUUACAAGGUGACAUUGAGCAAGAGGUUGUUGGGGAAGAAGCUGGACAAGAAGUUGAAGCAGAAGAGCAACGGGUUGUUGAAGUUGAAAGGGUGCCGGAAAAAGAGAAGGUGCAAGAAGUGAACCAAGAAAGGGUGAAGGAAAAGGAGAAGGAGACAUCAAAAGCUCCACCUCCUAUUCCUAGACCUCCUCAGCCUUUUCCUCAAAGACCUAUUAGAAGGGUUGAUGAUAGCAAGCUUGAGAAAUUCUAUUAUAUUCUAAAGCAAUUGUCGAUGAACAUUCCAUUCUUGGAGGCUUUUCAAGAAAUGCAGGGGUUUUCCAAAUAUUUGAAGGAUUUGAUCACCAAAAAUAGGACCACAAAGAAUGAGGUGGUAAACAUGACUCACCGGGUUAGCUCUAUUAUUGCCACAAGCCAUGUCCAAAAGAAAGAGGACCCGAGAGAAUUUACUCUUCCAUGCACUAUCGGGGAGCAUGACUUUGCAAAAGCCCUUUGUGACAAUGGGUCUAGCAUCAACUUGAUGCCACUUGCCAUCUACAAGCAAGCGGGAUUAGGGAUGCCGAGGCCAACAAGAAUGAGGUUACAAAUGGCCGAUCGAUCUAUUAAGCGACCGGUAGGAAUUGUUGAUGAUGUGAUUGUGAAAGUUAGAAAAUUCCAUUUGCCCACCGACUUUGUAAUUCUUGACUGUGCUGUUGAUAAAGAGAUCCCUAUCAUCUUGGGGAGAUCAUUCCUAGCCACGGGAAGAGCACUCAUAGAUUCGGAGCGAAAUGAAAUUAAGUUUCGGGUGAAUGAUGAAGAAGUCACAUUUCAAGCGAGCAAGGGUAUGAGAUUACCCAAUGAGUAUGAGAGCAUUUCAGUGAUAGAUGUGGUUGAUGAGGUUGAAGAUGUCGUCGAGUUGAAAAUGGAAGAACAAUGCCUUGGUGAGGUAUUGGCGGCUAUCUUGGUAAACUUUGAUGGUGAGGACAUGGAUGGGUACAUGGAGUCGGUAAAUGCAUUGGAGGGUCUUGGAUCCUAUACUUACACUCCGGAAAAGCUUUCUCUUGACUUGGAUAAUAGGGCCACACCUCCUGCCAAGCCAUCAAUCAUUGAGCCACCACAACUAGAGCUCAAGCCUCUCCCGCCGCACUUAAGGUAUAGAUUUCUUGGCUCUAAUGAUACUUUACCUGUAAUCGUUUCGUUUUUGCUAAAUGAUGUGCAGGUAAACCAAUUGUUGGAAGUCUUGAAAGAACAUAGGCAAGCCUAA
This is a messenger RNA of Nicotiana tabacum (common tobacco), 1434 nucleotides long. Lineage: Eukaryota; Viridiplantae; Streptophyta; Magnoliopsida; Solanales; Solanaceae. The record is from RefSeq and is a predicted model, not a curated record.